AAUUUCAAGGGAUGAUUAGCUGUAGACUGCAGCGACCGGUCUUAAGUCUGUUUCAGAGUACCAAUAAAUUAAAACUAAGGUACAAGCUAAAGUAUCUUGGUUGCAGAAAUUCUUCAAGCAACUCUGACGACCUUAAAGUGAAGGACAAUAUCUAUACUAUUCCUAAUGCUCUGAGCUUCUCGCGAAUACUAUUGUCACCAAUCGUAGCAUACUCAGUAAUUAAUGGUCAGCACUCCACUGCACUGGUUUUGUUUAGUGUCGCUGGACUUACAGAUUUUUUAGAUGGCCAGAUUGCUCGGCGGUUCCCCUCCCAAAGAUCGCUGCUGGGUAGCAUUAUAGAUCCAAUCGGUGACAAGAUGCUCAUGGGAUUAACUACCGCUAGUGUUUGGUAUUCUGGUCUUAUGCCCAGCUGGCUGGUGUUUAUAAUCCUAGGGCGUGACAUUAUUCUCCUCUGUGGUGGACUAGCUGUAAAAUACAAAUCUUUGGACAAGUUCUCGAUUAAAGAACUGUUCAAUAUAGCAGACGGUACCAUAGAAGUUAAACCCGGCUGGCAUGGAAAGGUGAACAUGUGUUUGCAGCUUGGUGCAGUUAUUGGUUGUCUCGGUGCCCCUAUCUGGUCACUCCAAGAUUCGACUUAUCUUCAGGGCUAUUUAGCAAUAACAGGUGUUAUGGGUGUCUAUUCACUUGUUCAGUACAUCCUCACUUACAAAAAGGUUAUGGGAAAAAUACACUCCGAACCAAAGUGGAUGGAAGAAUCAAAGAAGGAUUCUUGAAGGAAUUAACUAAUUAACUAAAUUAACUAAAUUCUUGAAGGAAUUAACUGAAGGAAUUAACUAAAACUAAACGAGAACCUUUUGUGUAUUGCAUUGAAGUCUGGGUGAAGAAAUUAUCUGUUUGUAUGUAAAUAAUGAGUUACAUUAUUAGUUUGAGGAAAUGUGUCAAGAUGAGGAAUGAAUUAUUUUAUUGGAGCUGUUUUUGAAUGAAUUUAUUUACACUUUCCUAGUACUUCCAUUUUACAGUACAAGCCUCUUAUUUUAAAAGUUUAAUAUUCCACAAGGUUAUUAAGUUUUGAUCACAGCCUUUGUUCUCACAUUCGAGCAUCCAACGAUUCAAUAUUCAUCCUCAAUUAACCUACUAGAUUGGUACUUGGUAGAGCUAAUGAGCUAUUUAAUUUCUAGUAAGUAAGGAACUGGCUGUUGGCUCAGAACAUUAUAAACCUAUGUGUCCAACUUUUGUCUCCGUCAGCAUUGAAUAAUAAGCUUAAUCAAUCUAUUCUGCAUCACUUUAAAA
Messenger RNA from Bolinopsis microptera, 1290 nucleotides. Its product is annotated as probable cardiolipin synthase (CMP-forming). The transcript has 8 exons. Gene Ontology annotation, molecular function: cardiolipin synthase (CMP-forming) activity. The record is from RefSeq and is a predicted model, not a curated record. Gene Ontology annotation, biological process: cardiolipin biosynthetic process. Gene Ontology annotation, cellular component: mitochondrion; membrane. Bases 12 to 773 code for a protein of 253 amino acids. Lineage: Eukaryota; Metazoa; Ctenophora; Tentaculata; Lobata; Bolinopsidae.